CGUUAAGAUAAAACCAGUAACAGUGCAGCCAACUGAACGACUGUUGAGUUGAACAGAAGAGGUUUUCUGUUUAGUAUUUCGGUUUAGAUUUGGAUGAUCGCUCUUCAUGUUUGUGAUGGAUUUUAGGAAAGGACUCGUUUUAGUCCUACUUUUCUUUGCCGUUGAUGCACGGAGAAUGAGGGUGAUCCCUGCUGUUCAGAGACCGAGAACAGAGCCGCCGUCGGAGGUUGUAGAACAGAAAUCAGGGCCGUUAUUCAUAGUGAUGUUUCCUGGAGUGAUUGAGUCUGGUUCUGAAGCCAAAUUGUGUGCAAGUCUUCUGAAACCCCAAGAGAAACUCACAAUGACCAUUUCUCUGCUGGAUGAGAAAAAUGUGGUAACUCAACUUGUGCAGCAGAGCUCUCGGAUAGCAUUUCACCGUUGCUUUAGUUUCCAGGCUCCUAAAGUAGAUGGAGAAUCUGUGCAGAAGCUUCAGGUGGAAGUUAAUGGGGGUGGCUUCAAAGUGAAGGAAGAGAGCAAAGUCAUGUUCAAAAGUUACCAGCCUUUGACUUUCAUUCAAACAGACAAACCCAUCUACAAUCCAGGACAGACGGUUAACUUCAGAGUUGUCACAAUGGAUACCAAAUUUGUGCCUCUUGAUCAAAUGUAUAGUUUGGUGGUAGUAGAGGACAACUCUAAAAACCGGAUUGGGCAGUGGACAAAUGUUACCUCAGGGUGGAUAUUGGGGCUUUCUCACCAGUUAAACCCAGAAGCUCAGGUUGGGAUGUACACACUGAAAGCUUUUAUUGGUGAGAGAAUGACCUCACAGGUUUUUGAGGUGAAAAAAUAUGUCUUGCCCAAGUUUGAUGUGACCAUAAAUGCACCACCGAUGUACAGCAUUGCAGAUGUGGGACUGACCGUUGAGGCUUGUGCCAAAUACACGUAUGGGCAGCCUGUACCUGGUCAAGCGUUGGUGCAAGUGUGUCGUGAUCCAUAUGUUGUGUCUAAGUUGACCCGUCAGUGCCUGAAUAAAACCACUAAGAUGGACGACACUGGCUGUGCCUCCCUUACUAUCAGUACGUCAGAGUUUUUCAAGCCAAAAUCUGAGCAUUUACAAGAUUUAUUUUCUGUUAUUGUGAAUGUCACUGAGGAGGGAACAGAUGUAGUGAUCUCAAAAGCCACAACUGUGGCCAUUACAUUUGAAGUCGGCAAGGUCAAAUUUUUGGACCUCCCAGAUUACUAUGAACCUGGAGAAGUGAUUAGUGGAAAGAUCUCAGUGUGUCACUUCAAUGGGACUCCAAUCGCGAACAAAGCGGUGUAUCUGCUGGAUGGUAACAGCUGGCCCAAGAAACUGCUGCUGAAUCUGACCACAAAUCAGAAAGGAGUGGCCAAGUUCUCCUUAAACACUGUUAAGCUUGCUAAAGCCGCUCUGAAUCUGGUGGCAAGUGCAACUCCAGCCAUUGUUUAUAGUUUCAAGUCAGCAUACUUCGCUACAGAUACUAGAGCUGUUCAGCUUCUCCAGCUUGGUUCUUCCAGCAACCCAACGAUUAGUGAACUGAGUAUAGUAAAGCUUGAGCAACCACUUAAGUGUGAUGCUGUGGUUCCCAUAACCGUGAAGUAUGCAUUUGUUGGAGAAUCUGGUGGCUACAGUGUUGACAUCAUCUAUAUGGUCUUAUCCAGAGGAGUGAUUGUUCUCCAUGGAUUUAAAAAGAUCACCUCAAGGGCUUCUGAUACGGUCACAAGUGGCACAGUGUCGUUCCAGCUGUCUGUCGGUGUUGAUAUGGCUCCAGUAGUGCAGAUUCUGGCCUUCUGUGUUCUGCCCAGUGAGAAUGUGGUUGCUGCUAGUGCAGCGUUUGACACCGAAAUGUGUUUCCAAAACCAGGUGUCUCUGCAGUUUUCUCCAGCUACAGCUGUUCCUGGUGAAGAAAACUCUUUGACUGUGUCUGCUCAAGCAGGAUCCCUGUGUGGCCUCAGUGCUGUUGAUCAGAGUGUUCGGAUCAUGGAGCCAGGAAGACGUCUGAGUCCUAAAAUGGUGUUUGACUUGCUCCCGAUGCAGUCAGUUUACCCAUACAGUGUGGAGGAUGAACCAGAGUGUAUAGGUUUUCAACCCCGUAUACGUUUUCGACCCAGUCAAUCUAUUGUUAUAAGUCAAGCCUACACCACCUUCAAGAGCGUGGGAAUAAAGAUCACAACCAACAUUGCUGCAUUAGCCCUUCGGUGCCAAGAAUAUCAAUACGGCUUCCGUGAAGCCAUCGGAAGGUUUUAUGGAGUGGCUCAGGGUCGGGCUUUUGCUCCGGCUCCGGCUGCUAUCCCUCUGCAAGCAGAAACUGCUGGAGCCCAGCGCUCUUUUGAAGUGACUGUCAGGACUUACUUUCCAGAAACCUGGAUCUGGCAGCUUGCUCAAGUGGAUGAAACUGGAUCCACACGAGUACCCCUCAAGGUUCCUGACACCAUCACCACAUGGGAGACGGAGGCAUUCUGUGUGUCCUCCAAAGGCUUUGGCUUGGCUCCUCCGGUUCAGCUGACGGUCUUCCAGCCCUUCUUCCUGGAGCUCUCCCUGCCUUACUCCAUCAUCCGUGGAGAGUCUUUUGAGCUGAAGGCCACAGUCUUCAACUACCUGUCCAAGUGCAUCGUGGUUAAAGUGACUCCAGCUUCUUCCUUGGCCUUUACUCUUAAACCACUUAAUGAGCCAUACUCAUCCUGUCUCUGUGCCAAUGGGAGAAAGACCUUUAAAUGGGUGUUCACGGCUUCUGUACUCGGACCUGUUAAUGUGACUGUCAGUGCUUCAGCUGAACAAUCCCAGACUCUAUGUGGCAGUGAGGUUGUGACUGUGCCAACAAGGGGACGCAUUGAUGAAGUCACUCAAAGUCUACUUAUUCUGCCUGAAGGAGUUGAAAGGACAAACUCCCAGAGUUGGUUACUCUGUCCAAAGGGAAACACGCUUUCUGAAGAUGUGCUUCUGACAUUUCCAGCAGAUGUGGUUCAGGGAUCAGCCAGAUGUUCGGUUUCAGUCCUUGGGGACAUAAUGGGUCGUGCCCUGAAGAAUCUGGACCGGUUAUUAAAGCUGCCAUAUGGCUGUGGAGAACAGAAUAUGAUUGUUCUUGCUCCUAAUAUUUACAUCCUGCUUUACCUGGAAACCACAGGGCAACUCACAGAAGCCAUUCGACAGACUGCCACGGGCUACCUUCACAGUGGAUACCAAGGACAACUGAACUACAGGCACAGUGAUGGUUCAUACAGCACAUUUGGUAACGAUGAAUCGAACACAUGGCUGACCACCUUUGUCCUGAGAUCUUUUGGUCUGGCGAGGCAGUUUAUUUUCAUUGAUCCACAUGUACUGCAGAGUGCAAAGGAUUGGUUGAUCGGCAAGCAGGGUUCAGAUGGCUGCUUCAUACAGCAGGGAACUCUGUACCACAAUGAAAUGAAGGGUGGGGUUGGUGACCGUGUGACGAUGACCGCCUACAUUACAGCAUCACUGCUUGAACUAAGUGUCCCCAUCACGGAUCCGGUCAUCACCAAUGCUCGAUCUUGCUUGAGGCCCGUCGUUGGGAACCUGGGAAACACGUACGCCACUGCUCUGCUUGCCUACACCUUCAGUCUGGCUGGAGAGACCAGCACUCGAGCACAGCUUUUAACUGCCUUGAACAACGUUGCUAUUUCUGAAGGCAACAAGCUCCACUGGUCUCAGACGUCAUCUGGUGACACUCUGGCGGUGGAGAUCAGCUCGUAUGUGCUGCUAGCGGUUCUCUCUGUACAGCCUCUCACGACCACUGAUCUGGGGUAUGCUAACCGCAUUGUCAACUGGCUUGUGGCCCAGCAGAAUCCUUAUGGAGGCUUUUCCUCCACCCAGGACACUGUGGUGGCUCUUCAUGCUCUGUCUCUGUACGCCGCUGAAGUGUUCAGCCUGGAGGGCUCCAGCACUGUUACUGUACAGCCAUCUGUGGCAGGAGAGGUGUAUAACUUUGAUGUGAAUCAGGACAACAGGCUGCUGUAUCAGGAGAAGCCACUAAAGAACAUUCCUGGCAAAUAUAGUGUUGAAGUGAAGGGCUCCAAUUGCGUGUCUGUGCAGGUUGCAUGUUUCUACAACAUCCCAACUCCUAUUCUAGUUGCCAAAACGCUGAGUGUUGAAGUGAAGGUGACUGGAGACUGCCAAGGAGCCAAUAUCAUGGUGAACAUAACUGUGAAAUACAAUGGCCCAAAAGCUAGCACUAACAUGGUUAUAGUGGACAUUAAGCUCCUGUCAGGCUUUACUGCUGAUACAACACUGCUAGGACCUCUGCCCGACUUGUUUGACCCGAUAGUGGAGCGGGUUGAUUCUGGCGAGGACCAUGUCCUAGUGUAUCUGAAAGAGAUUUCCAAAGGUGUCCCUAUGACUUACAGUCUGCUGCUGAAACCGAUUCUUGUAGUGAAAAAUCUCAAGCCAGCUGUCAUCCGUGUUUAUGACUACUAUCAGCCAAGUGAUUCAUUUGAGACUACCUACAUGUCUCCUUGUCCUUGAUCUGUUUCCGUGCUGGUUACGGAAUCCAUGAAAUAAAACCGCUUUUAUUCCAUCA
Molecule: messenger RNA, 4529 nt
Organism: Carassius auratus (goldfish)
Lineage: Eukaryota; Metazoa; Chordata; Actinopteri; Cypriniformes; Cyprinidae
Product: alpha-2-macroglobulin-like
Exons: 34
Coding region: 107-4474 (1455 amino acids)
Cellular component (GO): extracellular region
Molecular function (GO): endopeptidase inhibitor activity
Source: RefSeq, a predicted model, not a curated record